Magnolia sinica is the source of this 627-nucleotide messenger RNA. RefSeq lists its product as uncharacterized. The transcript is spliced from 2 exons. Lineage: Eukaryota; Viridiplantae; Streptophyta; Magnoliopsida; Magnoliales; Magnoliaceae. The record is from RefSeq and is a predicted model, not a curated record. The coding region runs from base 21 to 593 and encodes 190 amino acids.
GAAAGAAAAUCUCUCCAGCCAUGCAAGGAAAAAGAAGAAGAAUAAGAAGCAGAGAGAGAGCUUUGUCGGUCUCUCCUGUCGACCUCUUCGUCUCCCUCUCGAGUUCAACCUCCCUCUCUUUCUCGGAUCGGCAUCAACUCGUUUCUCUACAUGGUAAAUGGUACAAUCACUUGUGUCGCAAGCUUCUAAAAGUUGCAACAAUUACUGGGGAACAUGAAGAGGUCUUCAAAGUAGCUGAUAAAUAUGUAAAUUUAUAUCAUGAUCAAGUGAUAGAAUGUAUGAAAAGAAUCAAAGAACUUCCAUUAAUGUCUGAUGUUGUUAAAGAAAGUGAAGAUGAUGAACCUACAUGCCAUUUGCUGACCAAAAGUUUAGAUACCGAACAUGCACACUCUGAACCUACAGAAAGUUUACAUACUGAAGGUGCACCUUCCAAUCCGACCGCAAGUGUACAUACUGAAAGCACACGCCUUGAGCCAAUUGAAAUUGUAAACACUGAAAGCGUAUGCCCAGGGCUAACCGAAAAACAAGUUACUUUUGUUGAUAGUAUGGGUACACAAAUUGUAAGAGGGAUUAAAGUAAAGCCCAAAGUUUAAAGCAAACAUCGUAUGUUUAAAAAUCCACUAGAUC